UAACUUUUUAAAAAUAGAUAAUAUAUUCACGUGCUUGUAGGGUUUAUCCCAAAUCGUUUGAAAAACUCCCUUCAAAAGGAAACUCCCUUCAAAAGGAAACUCCCUUUCGGCUUCUAUUUUCUGCACCAAAAAACAAACCAGCCAAAAUUAAAGGCAGACAGUAGAAUGGCUUCAAUCGCAGGAGGCCCAGCAUAUGUGAGAUCCUCUCUGCACAACACCAAACCAAACUUGUCAUUCCUAUCUAAAAGACACAUUUUCAAUAAAUCCAUUCCAUCACAGGGACAUUUAAUCCGAGUCUCUGCUUCCUCUUCUUCUGCUGUAGUAGCUCAGCCUGAGGUCUCUCAGGACACGGUUUCAAGUCCCAAGCUGAACAAGUACAGUUCCAGAGUCACCCAGCCCAAGUCUCAGGGGGGCUCACAGGCAGUACUCUACGGAGUAGGCCUCUCAGAUGAAGACAUGGGCAAGCCCCAGGUGGGUAUAUCCUCUGUGUGGUAUGAGGGCAACACCUGCAACAUGCAUUUGCUCAAGCUAGGAGAAGCUGUUAAGGAGGGUGUUACUGAUGCUGGCUUGGUGGGCUUCAGAUUUAACACAGUGGGUGUGAGUGAUGCGAUAUCCAUGGGCACCAGGGGGAUGUGUUACAGUUUGCAGUCCCGAGACCUGAUUGCUGAUAGCAUUGAAACUGUCAUGGGGGCUCAGUGGUAUGAUGCCAAUGUUUCCAUACCUGGUUGUGAUAAAAAUAUGCCAGGUACCAUUAUGGCAAUGGGGCGACUCAAUCGACCUAGCAUCAUGGUUUAUGGAGGAUCGAUUAAGCCUGGUCAUUCUCAAGGUGAAACCUACGAUAUUAUAUCAGCCUUUCAGGUUUAUGGGGAAUAUGUCAAUGGGACAAUCACCGAUGAGCAGAGAAUGAAUGUGGUGCGCAAUUCUUGCCCAGGUGCAGGAGCAUGUGGUGGCAUGUAUACAGCCAACACUAUGGCAACUGCAAUUGAGACCAUGGGCAUGACCCUUCCGUACAGUUCUUCAAUACCAGCAGAGGAUCCACUGAAGCUGGAUGAAUGCCGUAUUGUUGGCAAGUAUCUUCAGAAAUUGAUAAGUCUUGAUUUGAAGCCAAGGGAUAUCAUCACCAUGAAUUCCUUACGCAAUGCAAUUGUCAUCACAAUGGCUCUUGGUGGCUCCACUAAUGCUGUCUUGCAUUUGAUUGCCAUUGCCAGAUCAGUGGGUUUGGAUUUAACUCUCGAAGAUUUCCAGAGGAUUAGUGAUCAAGUACCUUUUCUUGCUGAUCUCAAACCUAGUGGAAAAUAUGUAAUGGAAGACCUUCAUAAGGUUGGAGGAACACCAGCAGUUAUACGCUACCUACUGGAGCUGGGGUUAUUAGAUGGUGAUUGUAUAACAGUUACAGGAAAGUCACUUGGAGAAAAUGUCAAAAACUGUCCUCCUUUAACAGAGGGUCAGCAAAUAGUGAGGCCCAUAGAAAAUCCAAUCAAGUCAACCGGGCAUAUUCAGAUAUUAUAUGGCAACUUAGCACCAGAUGGCUCUGUUGCAAAAAUUACGGGGAAGGAGGGUCUUUAUUUUUCAGGACCCGCUCUUGUUUUUGAAGGAGAGGAGUCCAUGUUAGCAGCUAUUUCUGAGAAUCCACAAAGUUUCAAGGGAAAGGUGGUUGUUAUAAGGGGAGAGGGCCCAAAAGGUGGGCCUGGGAUGCUAGAGAUGUUAACUCCUACUAGUGCCAUUAUGGGUGCUGGUCUUGGCAAGGAAGUGGCCUUGUUAACAGAUGGAAGAUUUUCAGGUGGUUCACAUGGUUUUGUUGUUGGCCAUGUAUGCCCUGAGGCACAGGUAGGGGGUCCCAUUGGCCUGAUCCAAAAUGGAGACAUGAUCACUAUUGAUGUGAGGACAAAGAGAAUAGAUGUGGCUUUGACAGAAAAGGAGUUUGCAGAAAGGCGGGCGAAAUGGUCUCCUCCACCAUACAAAGUUAAUAGAGGAACAUUAUAUAAGUACAUAAAAAAUGUGAAAUCUGCAGCUGAGGGCUGUGUCACAGAUGAGUAAAAUGUUAAGGGUUUGAGAUAUAUCAUGAUGUCAUCAAAAAUAAAGACAGUGUGUACCCACAACAAACGAUAAUCCAGACUUUAUGCCUUCUGCUGGUUUGGUGUCUUUCUUGUAUGGUAGUCAACAUAGUUAUGCACUUAUAUCUAUCUAGGGACGGCUCUUAAUGCCCGGGCAAUAUAAUUACUCAAGCAAGCAUAUUGUAAAGUUCUGUUUUAUUGUGUAUUGGGUUCCAGGCUGGUACUCCACGUCCAUUCAAAUAAAUGAUGGCCCUCCAUUUCCAUUCAGACAAAUGAUUCCUUACGUUUGUGAUAAAAGAUGUGUACAUUCCUUCUGGGAAGAAUGUUUGUUUGUUUACACACAUUAUUGUAGUUAAGUUUAAAUUUCUUUUAUUUAUGUAGUGGAAUUGGCAUGGUAAAUCUCAUGCUUACUUUGUA
Cryptomeria japonica (Japanese cedar) is the source of this 2471-nucleotide messenger RNA. Its product is annotated as dihydroxy-acid dehydratase, chloroplastic. Gene Ontology annotation, molecular function: dihydroxy-acid dehydratase activity. Gene Ontology annotation, biological process: branched-chain amino acid biosynthetic process. Gene Ontology annotation, cellular component: chloroplast stroma. Bases 166 to 2037 code for a protein of 623 amino acids. The transcript has 15 exons. The record is from RefSeq and is a predicted model, not a curated record. Lineage: Eukaryota; Viridiplantae; Streptophyta; Pinopsida; Cupressales; Cupressaceae.